CUGCCCUCCAAAGUAAUUCGUCAAAUUAUUUUAAGAGAUGCUUUUGACUUUAUAUUGAGAAGGGAAAAAGAAUUACCUGUUCCUAAAACGUUAAGCGGAGUAGAAAAAUAUCGGUUGCCAAAUCGUAGUGAGCAUAAGAACUUGUUCCAGAGGGCAAUGCGGCAUUGGGAGAAUUACACCUGUGUGUCUUUCGUACCCAAACUGCCACAACACAAACACUACAUAAUGUUUACUAUCGAUAAAUGUGGGUGUUGUUCUUAUGUUGGGCGUCGUGGUGAUGGCCCGCAGGCGAUCUCCAUAGGCAAAAAUUGUGACAAAUUUGGCAUAGUUGUACAUGAACUUGGCCAUGUGGUUGGAUUUUGGCAUGAGCACACACGUCCUGAUCGAGAUCUAUAUGUGGACAUAUUCUAUAAAAGUAUUCAGCCAGGUUUUCGCUCAGAAAUCGGACAGAGAGUGCAAUUGAGUGAAGGUGAUAUUCGUCAGGCUAAAAAACUCUAUAACUGUGCAGCCUGUGGCGGCACCUUGCUCCAGGAUUCUGCUGAACUUAUACCGUCUAGUGCUGGCAAGUGCGUUUGGCAUAUUAUCGCAGCUGAAGGACAGACAAUAUUCCUGAAUUUG
This is a messenger RNA of Cylicostephanus goldi, 618 nucleotides long. The record is from the annotation of a GenBank genome assembly. Lineage: Eukaryota; Metazoa; Nematoda; Chromadorea; Rhabditida; Strongylidae.